This is a messenger RNA of Phlebotomus argentipes, 5843 nucleotides long. It is a transcript of the gene RpII215, whose product is annotated as DNA-directed RNA polymerase II subunit RPB1. The record is from RefSeq and is a predicted model, not a curated record. The transcript is spliced from 4 exons. The coding region runs from base 78 to 5753 and encodes 1891 amino acids. NCBI's taxonomy places the organism in Eukaryota, Metazoa, Arthropoda, Insecta, Diptera, Psychodidae. Gene Ontology annotation, cellular component: RNA polymerase II, core complex. Gene Ontology annotation, molecular function: DNA binding. Gene Ontology annotation, biological process: transcription by RNA polymerase II.
CUAUUGCGCAUUGUUCCUCCGAGAAAAGUGUCUUUUACCCUAUUUCCGCGUGGAAAAUCUCAUAAUAGUGAGUGAAAAUGUCACCCGGUGACUCCAAGGCGCCCGUGCGCACUGUGAAGCGUGUGCAAUUUGGCAUCCUAGCGCCAGAUGAGAUUCGCCGGAUGUCAUGCACCGAGGGUGGCGUGCAGUUUCCCGAGACUAUGGAGGGCGGCCGACCCAAACUGGGGGGUCUGAUGGACCCCCGGCAGGGAGUGAUUGACAGAAAUUCGAGAUGCCAAACUUGCGCUGGCAACAUGACGGAAUGCCCUGGACAUUUCGGGCACAUCGACUUGGCAAAGCCCGUGUUUCACGUUGGUUUCUUCACCAAGACGAUUAAAGUGUUGCGGUGCGUGUGCUUCUACUGCUCAAAGCUCCUGGUGAGUCCCAACAAUCCGAAGAUCAAGGAAAUCGUAAUGAAGUCAAAGGGACAACCCAGGAAAAGACUAGCGUACGUUUAUGAACUGUGUCGCGGAAAGACAAUCUGCGAGGGCGGAGAGGAUAUGGAUUUGGGCAAGGAGAAUUUGCAGACGGAUAUCAACAAGAAGACAGGCCAUGGAGGAUGUGGACAUUACCAGCCGGCCAUCAAGAAGACAGGCCUGGAGCUGAUUGCGGAAUGGAAGCAUGUGAAUGAGGAUUCGCAGGAGAAGAAGAUUUCCGUGUCAGCUGAACGUGUGUGGGAGAUUUUGAAGCACAUCACAGACGAAGAGUGCUUUAUUCUCGGCAUGGAUCCAAAGUAUGCUCGCCCAGAUUGGAUGAUUGUCACUGUUCUGCCCGUGCCACCGCUGUCUGUGCGGCCGGCUGUGGUGAUGUUCGGCGCAGCGAAGAAUCAGGACGAUCUAACGCACAAAUUGGCUGAUGUUAUCAAAGCUAACAACGAGCUGAAGAAAAAUGAGGCCUCAGGAGCAGCUGCUCAUGUAAUUGCUGAAAAUAUCAAGAUGCUGCAGUUUCACGUGGCCACAUUUGUGGACAAUGAGAUCCCAGGAAUGCCGAGAGCAAUGCAAAAGUCCGGUAAGCCACUGAAAGCCAUUAAAGCGCGUCUUAAGGGCAAAGAGGGCCGAAUUCGAGGAAAUCUGAUGGGAAAACGAGUGGAUUUCUCCGCUCGGACAGUAAUUACGCCAGAUCCGAAUCUUCGAAUUGAUCAAGUGGGUGUGCCGCGAUCCAUUGCCCAGAAUCUCACCUUUCCCGAGCUUGUGACGCCAUUCAACAUCGACAGGAUGCAAGAAUUAGUGCGCAGAGGUAAUUCACAAUAUCCUGGAGCCAAGUAUAUUGUGCGAGACAAUGGGGAGAGAAUUGAUCUGCGAUUCCAUCCCAAACCCAGCGAUUUGCAUCUUCAAUGUGGGUACAAAGUGGAGAGACACUUGCGAGAUGACGACCUGGUGAUCUUCAAUCGUCAGCCGACACUCCACAAGAUGAGUAUGAUGGGACACAGAGUGAAGGUGUUGCCCUGGUCAACGUUCAGGAUGAACUUGAGUUGUACUUCACCAUACAAUGCGGAUUUUGACGGAGAUGAAAUGAACCUCCACGUGCCACAGUCAAUGGAGACACGAGCUGAGGUUGAGAACAUUCACAUCACACCGCGUCAAAUUAUCACACCGCAGGCAAACAAGCCGGUCAUGGGUAUUGUGCAGGAUACUCUGACGGCCGUGAGGAAGAUGACGAAGCGAGAUGUGUUUAUUGAGAAGGAGCAGAUGAUGAACCUGCUGAUGUGGCUGCCGACUUGGGACGGGAAAAUGCCGCAACCGUGUAUUCUGAAGCCGAAGCCUUUGUGGUCAGGCAAGCAGCUAUUCUCCCUGAUCAUUCCAGGGAAUGUGAACAUGAUCCGAACGCACUCGACACAUCCGGACGAGGAGGAUGAUGGGCCAUAUAAGUGGAUUUCACCUGGAGAUACCAAAGUCAUGGUGGAGCAUGGAGAUUUGAUCAUGGGAAUUCUCUGCAAGAAGACUCUGGGAACAUCGGCAGGAUCUCUGCUGCACAUUUGCUUUCUGGAAUUGGGUCAUGAUAUCGCUGGGAGAUUUUAUGGAAACAUCCAGACAGUGGUGAACAAUUGGCUGUUGCUGGAAGGUCACAGUAUUGGCAUUGGAGACACAAUUGCCGAUCCUCAAACUUACCAAGAGAUCCAGAAGGCCAUCAGGAAGGCCAAGGAGGAUGUGAUAGGUGUGAUUCAAAAAGCGCACAACAUGGAACUCGAGCCAACGCCAGGAAACACGUUGAGGCAGACAUUUGAGAAUCAGGUGAAUCGCAUUCUGAACGAUGCUCGUGACAAAACCGGUGGAUCAGCCAAGAAAUCCCUGACGGAGUACAACAACUUGAAGGCAAUGGUGGUGUCUGGAUCCAAGGGUUCCAACAUUAAUAUCUCUCAAGUUAUCGCUUGUGUGGGCCAGCAAAACGUGGAGGGAAAACGUAUCCCAUUCGGGUUCCGGAAGAGAACUCUGCCGCAUUUCAUCAAAGAUGAUUAUGGACCUGAGUCGAGGGGUUUCGUAGAGAACUCCUAUUUGGCCGGAUUGACUCCGUCAGAGUUCUAUUUUCACGCCAUGGGCGGUCGAGAGGGAUUGAUUGAUACUGCCGUGAAGACAGCAGAAACUGGAUAUAUUCAACGACGUCUGAUCAAGGCUAUGGAGUCCGUGAUGGUACACUAUGAUGGGACUGUGAGGAAUUCAGUGGGACAGUUGAUUCAGUUGCGUUAUGGCGAAGAUGGACUUUGUGGAGAGACUGUGGAGUUCCAGAAUUUACCCACUGUGAAGCUGUCAAAUAAGGCCUUCGAGAAGCGCUUCAAGUUUGAUCCGUCAAAUGAGAGAUACUUGAGGAAGAUCUUCAAUGAGAACGUGAUCAAGGAGUUAACAGAAUCGGGCUUUGUCAUACAAGAAUUGGAAGCUGAGUGGGAUCAAUUGAGCAGAGACAGGGAAAUGCUCAGGCAGAUCUUCCCGAGCGGAGAGAGCAAAGUUGUGUUGCCGUGCAAUUUGCAGCGCAUGAUUUGGAAUGUUCAGAAAAUCUUCCACAUCAACAAGAGAGUGCCUACGGACUUGAGUCCAUUGAAAGUGAUGCAAGGCGUAAAGGAGCUACUCCAGAAGUGCAUUAUCGUGGCGGGAAAUGACAAGAUGUCGAAGCAAGCAAAUGAAAAUGCAACUCUCCUGUUUCAGUGUCUGGUGAGAUCGACGCUAUGUACAAAAUAUGUAGCUGAGGAAUUUAGAUUGACAAGUGAAGCCUUUGACUGGUUGAUUGGAGAGAUCGAAACGAGAUUCCAGCAGGCUCAAGUGAGCCCUGGAGAAAUGGUGGGCGCCUUAGCGGCUCAAUCUCUGGGUGAACCCGCCACUCAAAUGACUCUGAACACUUUCCAUUUUGCUGGUGUGUCGUCGAAGAACGUGACGCUCGGUGUGCCGCGUCUCAAGGAGAUCAUUAACAUUUCGAAGCGCCCCAAAGCUCCUUCCUUGACUGUGUUCUUGACGGGCGGUGCCGCCAGGGACGCGGAGAAGGCGAAGAAUGUUCUGUGUCGUCUGGAGCACACGACACUGAGGAAGGUGACAGCCAACACGGCAAUCUAUUACGACCCUGAUCCGCAGCGCACAGUUAUUGCUGAGGAUCAGGAGUUUGUCAAUGUGUAUUAUGAGAUGCCUGAUUUUGAUCCCACUCGGAUCUCACCAUGGCUGCUGCGUAUUGAAUUGGAUAGGAAGCGCAUGACGGACAAGAAAUUGACUAUGGAACAGAUUGCUGAGAAGAUCAAUGCAGGAUUUGGGGACGAUUUGAACUGCAUCUUCAAUGAUGACAAUGCAGAUAAAUUAGUGUUGAGGAUUCGUAUCAUGAACAGCGAUGACAACAAGUUCCAGGACAAUGAAGAGGACACAGUGGAUAAGAUGGAGGAUGACAUGUUCCUCCGAUGCAUUGAGGCGAAUAUGUUAUCUGAUAUGACGCUGCAAGGCAUCGAGGCAAUCGGGAAGGUAUACAUGCACUUGCCGCAGACGGACAGCAAGAAGAGGAUCGUUAUCACGGAGACAGGAGAGUUCAAGGCGAUUGGGGAGUGGUUGCUGGAGACAGACGGCACGUCCAUGAUGAAGGUGCUGAGCGAGAGGGAUGUGGAUCCCGUGAGGACGUACAGUAAUGACAUCUGCGAGAUAUUCCAGGUCCUUGGCAUUGAAGCUGUGAGGAAGUCUGUGGAGAAGGAGAUGAAUGCUGUGCUGCAAUUCUACGGCUUGUACGUGAAUUAUCGUCACUUGGCGUUGCUUUGUGACGUGAUGACCGCUAAGGGCCACUUGAUGGCCAUCACUCGCCACGGAAUCAACAGACAAGAUACAGGUGCACUCAUGAGGUGUUCCUUCGAGGAGACGGUGGACGUACUGAUGGACGCAGCGGCGCACGCCGAAGUGGAUCCAAUGCGUGGUGUGUCGGAGAACAUAAUCAUGGGCCAGUUACCGAAAAUGGGCACCGGAUGCUUCGAUCUACUUCUAGAUUCGGAUAAAUGCAAGCUGGGCGUUGAGAUUCCGACGACAAUGGGACCGUCGAUGAUUGGAGGCACUGGAAUGUUCUUCGGGGCUGGAGCCACGCCGAGUAUGAGUCCACCGAUGACUCCGUGGCAGCAAUCGGCUACUCCUGGAUAUGGAGAGUGGUCACCGGCUGGUGUGAGUGGCAUGACGCCGGGAGGACCGAGUUUCUCACCGUCUGGAGCGUCAGAUGUGAGUGGAAUGUCACCGAGUUGGUCGCCAAAUCCGGGCUCUCCAGCAUCGCCUGGUAUCACGAUGUCGCCGUACUUUGCUCAGUCGCCAGGAGCUUCGCCGUGCUACUCUCCAUCGAGUCCCAGCUACGGAGCUUCGUCUCCGAGUGCCGCCUCGUCACCGAAUUACUCACCGACGAGUCCCAACUAUUCGCCCACAAGUCCGAUGUACUCGCCCACAAGUCCACAGUACUCACCGACGAGUCCCAAUUACAAUCCGGCUUCGCCUAAUUAUUCACCGACAAGUCCGAGUUUCUCGCCAGCAUCGCCAAUGUAUUCGCCGGCGAACAGUAACUUUGCCAGUCAUCAAACUGGAUACUCUUCUGGCUCUCCGGCGUACUCUAUGCUGAGUCCGUAUUCACCGACGAGUCCGAGUUAUUCACCGACAUCGCCAGCUUACUCUCCGACAUCGCCCAGCUACUCACCAUCGAGUCCUGGGUACUCACCGACGAGUCCAAGUUACUCGCCAACAUCACCGAGUUACUCUCCAUCUUCGCCCAAUUACACUCCAACGACGCCUUCCUAUUCACCAUCCUCACCGCAUUUCUCUCCCACUUCACCUAGUUAUUCGCCAUCGUCACCGAAAUAUUCUCCGACUUCUCCUUCCUAUUCGCCCACAUCGCCUAGCUACUCUCCGGCCAGUCCGUCGUAUGGAGGCAGUCCGCAAUACACGCCGGGCUCACCUCAGUACUCACCAACAUCUCCGAAAUAUUCUCCCACUUCGCCUUCCUACUCUCCAUCGUCGCCGCAACACUCGCCGAGCAGCCGCUACAGCCCCAGUUCGCCGAACUAUUCUCCCACGAGUCCCAGGUACUCUCCCAACAUCAGCACUUACUCACCGAGUAGCACCAAGUACUCGCCAACGAGUCCGGCCUUCACACCAUCGUCACCCGCGUCCCCGACGUACUCGCCGUCUUCACCGGCGUACAGCCCCACGGCGCCCCAGGGCUACAGUCCCACGAGUCCCACUUACUCGCCCAGCAGCCCGUCAUUCGAGGAGCAGGACGAUUAAGGCGAGAGCAGAGAAUUUGCCCUACAUUUUUCAGUAUACUUGUAUUCCAUUUGACAAGAACUAAUUCAAUACAUGAGUUUCUGGCAUUUA